Molecule: messenger RNA, 1979 nt
Organism: Oncorhynchus masou masou (cherry salmon)
Lineage: Eukaryota; Metazoa; Chordata; Actinopteri; Salmoniformes; Salmonidae
Product: 4-hydroxyphenylpyruvate dioxygenase-like protein
Exons: 6
Coding region: 321-1724 (467 amino acids)
Biological process (GO): aromatic amino acid metabolic process
Molecular function (GO): 4-hydroxyphenylpyruvate dioxygenase activity
Source: RefSeq, a predicted model, not a curated record
UCUGCUGUGCACCAACUGGGCUCCUACUCAGGCUCGAGCAGGCCCGCCUCCAACCUUCACCAUCCAGUCAGAAGACAGAACGACGAGACUCAACCUACGUCAUUCUAUGUAUAAAAUCCGCUGCACACUCUGUCUAAGCAGCCUAAUUACCUGACUCCUUGCAGAGUCAUAUGCUUAGGUCCGUGCACGCUUAACUGCAAAAUACAAGAUAUCUCUGACUUUAAAGAAACUGCCUUUUUGAUACACCUGAUUCCACUCUGUCCAGCGUCGUUGAUUUGGUCUCACUCUCCAGUAUUUAAACACUAACACGUCAUAACAAAAUGGCAGCCUCCUUGAGCCGGUUGCACCACAUUUCACUUCACGUUACAAACGUGGAUAAAAUAGCGUAUGAACUUGUUUCUAAAUUUAAGUUUAAUUUAUUUAGUGCGAGGUUGACGGAGAAGUCAAAACAGUUGGCUUUCAGGAAAGGAGCGGCAGUUUUCGUCGUCAAUGAAAGACCAUUGAAUGGAGUAACACUAUCGAGCAAGAGCAACAUUCAAACCGGGAUAAAGAACGACAAGGAUCCGAAAUGUCUCUACGAUGUCAACCCACACUAUUCCGUCGACACCGCGUCUAACGUCUGUUUCGAAGUAGAAAAUGUGGAAAGAUCAUUCAAGUCCCUUCGCAACAUUGGCUGCGAUUUCUUGGUGCCUCCGACAGAGGUGUGUGACGAGAAAGGGAUUGUCACCUAUUCAGUCGUCAAAUCAAUCGUGGGAAAUGUGAACCACACGCUCAUUGACACGAGUAAAUACAAGGGGAGUUUCUUACCCGGGUUUCAGGAGGUUGAAAACGUGACGGAAAACGGCACACCGGUGUCUGAGAGUACAGAGGAGUCUUGUCCAGUCACUCAUUUUGAUCACAUCACCUAUGCUUGUCCGAGACGGUGCACACCGCAAGUGAUGAGCUGGUAUGAGAGGCACUUUGGCUUCCACAGGUUCUUCAUUGACAGUAAUGAGGAUGUGGAUGAGGGCUAUGUUCUGAACACGGAGGGCAUUGGACUGCGUCUCACAGCCAUGGAGUACUGGAAAUGCAGCCAAACCGGAAUCAAGCUUCCCUUCACAGAUGACAAACAACCGGACUGCAAGUUUGUCAUUGCGGAGUCGCUGCCUGACCAAGGUGUAACAGUGUUGCUUCCGUCCCACUCAUCGCUCCUACCUGGACUCGAACCAGGGACCCUCUGCACACAUCGACAGUACAGCACAAGCAGUAACCAGGUGGACACCUUUCUGGAGCAGCACGGAGGCCCAGGGAUCCAGCACAUUGGAUUGUACACACAGGACAUCGUGUCCACAGCACAGACCAUGGGCCGGGCCGGAGUCCACUUCUUCUCUCCUCCGCCUGCCUACUACACCGAGGUGGGUAAGCAGCAGGAGAUAGAGGACGCAGGUUACGACCCCCAGAUGCUGUCUCAGCACAGCAUCCUCCUGGACACAGACCUGCGCCAGGUCCAGACUGACCCCUCCUGUCAGACUACGGACACGCAGAAGAAAAGAUACCUGCUCCAGGUGUUCACCAAGCCCAUCUUCUCAGAGGACACCUUCUUCCUGGAGCUAAUCGAGAGGAGAGGUGCGUCAGGGUUUGGAGAGGGGAACAUCAAAGCUCUGUGGAGGUCUGUCCAGGCAUACAUGGACACAGAGAGGGCAAAGACUGAGGCACAAGGAGAGAACACGACUCCCAGAACAUAACCCCAGAACCGAAGCACUGCCACAGCGCCUAACAUUUUACAGCGAACACUGCAGCGAACUCCUUCCUCCGCUACUCUUUCGUCUGUGUGAGGCUAAAAUACACGGAGUUUCCCGGGGAAGCUGUGGCUCGCCGGGGAAGCUGUGGCUCGCCGGGGAAGCUGUGGCGCGCCGGGGAAGCAUUGAAUGAUUGUGUUCAUGAGUCUGUUAUUAAAUGUGUAUGUUUUAAUGAUUUUUCAUUAAACCAUGUAUGACUAA